CAUGGAGGGUGACCUGGGGGCCCCCAAUUCCAGCAUGCUGGGGGAGCACUCACUGCUUGUGGGGAGCAGCUGGGUGGCCGCUUUCCUGUGCUUCAUCAUCCUGCUGACCACGGCGGGGAACUUCCUCCUCAUCCUCCUCAUCGUCACUCAGCGCUCCCUCCGCAACACCUCCAACUACUUCCUGGUGUCCCUGUUCAUGUCGGACCUUAUGGUGGGGCUGGUGGUGAUGCCCCCAGCCAUGCUCAACCAGCUCUAUGGGCACUGGGUGCUGCGGAGGGACUUCUGCUCCCUCUGGGCCUCCUUCGACGUCAUGUGCUGCAGUGCCUCUAUCCUCAACCUCUGCAUCAUCAGCCUGGACAGGUACCUGCUCAUCAUCUCCCCACUCAAGUACAAGCUGCGCAUGACCUCCUGCAGGGCCCUCUGGCUCAUCCUGGCCACCUGGACCGUGGCUGCACUGGCCUCCUUCCUGCCCAUCAAGAUGGGAUGGCACAAGCUGGAGUUCGAGGAGCUCUCCCUGAACGUCACCUCGUGGGGGGACGAAGACCAGUGCCGGCUGGUGGUCAGUUUGCCAUACGCCCUGGUCGCCUCUUGCCUCACCUUCUUCCUCCCAUCUGCUGCCAUCUCCUUCACCUACUGCCGCAUCCUCCUGGCUGCCCGCAAGCAGGCGGUGCAGGUGGCUUCCCUCACCUCCAACGUGACCACCACCACCACUACUGAUGACACCAUGCCACAGAUUCCCUGUGUCCCAAGCCAGCCCAUGGCCGGCAGUGAGAGCAGGAGGUUCACCAACAAGCACAGUAAGAAGGCACUGAAGGCCAGUCUGACCCUGGGCAUUCUCCUGGGCAUGUUCUUCGUGGCCUGGCUCCCCUUCUUCAUUACCAAUGUGACGCAGGCUGUCUGUGGCUGUGUCCCAGCCGGAUUCUUCGAUGUGCUCACCUGGCUGGGAUACUGCAACAGCACCAUGAACCCCAUCAUCUACCCGCUCUUCAUGAGGGACUUCAAGAGAGCCAUGGGCAAAUUCCUGCCCUGCUGCCGGCGCUCGGGGGAGCCCCGGCCCAGCGCCAUAUCCUUCUCCAUGAGGAACUCCAACAGCGGAGCCCGUGCCGCCACGUCCCUCAAGAACAUCCUCACCUUGCAGGCUGAGACUGACUCAGUUGACUCUGGGGCACUGGGGAAUGAUCCCAACCUGCUGCCAGCCCCCCUGACCUCCCACGCCCCCUCUAUCAGCCUGUGGGACGCAGAGCCCCCAGACGCGGAGCCGCAGGUUGGGCAGCUCGGCACCCCUGUGGCCUGAGUG
Molecule: messenger RNA, 1297 nt
Organism: Manacus vitellinus (golden-collared manakin)
Lineage: Eukaryota; Metazoa; Chordata; Aves; Passeriformes; Pipridae
Gene: HTR6
Product: 5-hydroxytryptamine receptor 6
Exons: 3
Coding region: 2-1294 (430 amino acids)
Biological process (GO): chemical synaptic transmission; G protein-coupled receptor signaling pathway, coupled to cyclic nucleotide second messenger
Cellular component (GO): dendrite; membrane
Molecular function (GO): neurotransmitter receptor activity; G protein-coupled serotonin receptor activity
Source: RefSeq, a predicted model, not a curated record